AUGACAGAUUCCAGCCUCAAUAGUCAUGCCGGCCUGUUGGAUGCCUCCACGCACAGCCUCAGGCUCCCUGCCCCACUGCCCUCUGGGGGCUCCGCCUUACUGUCCUCACCCUCUCUUCCCUGCAGUGACUUUGAGUACACCCUGGGCUCCCCCAAAGCCAUCCACAUCAAGUCAGGGGAGUCGCCUAUGGCCUACCUCAACAAAGGCCAGUUCUAUCCCAUCACCCUGCGGACCCCAGCAGGCGGCAAAGGCCUUGCCUUGUCCUCCAACAAAGUCAAGAGUGUGGUGAUGGUGGUCUUUGACAAUGAGAAAGUCCCGGUGGAACAGCUACGCUUCUGGAAGCACUGGCAUUCCCGGCAACCCACUGCCAAGCAGCGUGUCAUCGAUGUGGCCGACUGCAAAGAAAACUUCAACACCGUGCAGCACAUCGAGGAGGUGGCCUAUAAUGCAUUGUCCUUCGUGUGGAAUGUCAACGAGGAGGCCAAGGUGUUCAUCGGCGUCAACUGCCUCAGCACAGACUUCUCCUCGCAGAAGGGGGUGAAGGGCGUCCCCCUGAACCUGCAGAUCGACACCUACGACUGUGGCUCGGGUGCUGAGCGCCUGGUGCACCGCGCCGUCUGCCAGAUCAAGAUCUUCUGUGACAAGGGAGCAGAAAGGAAAAUGCGGGAUGAUGAACGAAAGCAGUUCCGGAGGAAGGUCAAGUGCCCCGACUCCAGCAACAGUGGUAUGAAGGGCUGCCUGCUGUCUGGCUUCAGGGGCAAUGAGACCACCUACUUGCGGCCUGAGGCUGACCUGGAGACCCCACCGGUGCUGUUCAUCCCUAAUGUGCACUUCUCCAGCCUGCAGCGUCCCGGAGGGGCAGUGCCCUCGGCAGGUCAGAGCAGCUCCAACAGGCUGCCUCUGAAGCGCUCCUGCUCACCCUUCGCUGAGGAGUUUGAGUCUCUGCCCUCCAAAAAGGCCAAGGAAGACGAUCUUCAGAGAGUUCUGUUGUAUGUGCGGAGGGAGACGGAGGAGGUGUUUGAUGCCCUCAUGUUGAAGACGCCAGACCUGAAGGGGCUGAGGAAUGCGAUCUCUGAGAAGUAUGGGUUCCCUGAAGAGAACAUUUACAAAGUCUACAAGAAAUGUAAGCGGGGAAUCUUGGUCAACAUGGACAACAACAUCAUCCAGCACUACAGCAACCACGUCGCCUUCCUGCUGGACAUGGGGGAGCUUGAUGGCAAGAUUCAGAUCAUCCUGAAGGAGCUGUGAGGCCCAAGCAUCCACACCCUCAGACCCCGUGGGGUGGCUCCAGGCAAGGAGCCCCCUGGGGAGUGGCCCAUGCCGCACACAACCUCUCCUCAUGCCCCAGUGCUGUUACUUGAAUGCCCUCCCUGAGAAAAACACAUCACAGACCCACAGAUGUCAAGGUCAGGAAGGGACCCAGGAGGUGUCCUGACCUGAACCCCAUCUCAUGCUUGAAUCUACCCUGGACUUCCUGCCAGCCCCCGCCCAGCCAGAAAGAGUGUCGUCCUGCUUAACGUUCCCAUAGCCUGUCUCCUUCUCGGAAGACCCUGCUUUCAGUCCAUCGCCUGGUUGGCCGUUCAGAUGGUGCCAGUGGACCCUCUGACUCCCAAAGCUGACUCGACUCCUGUCCGGCCUGCAUUCUUGAUUCUUCCAUCAACUUCAGACUGAGGAUCCCUUACCCUUUGGUCAAUUAACUUGAAAACUCUUUUGAUUUUCAAUGCAAACAACUUUUAAAUGUUACCAUGGUGGAAACACUCUCUUUCUCCCGGAUUUCCUUGAUACAAGUUGUAAAUAAUAGAGCUGAUUCAUUGGAGUGGCUGCUGUAUAAAAUAACUUCCAUGCCUGUUCACUGAUGUACACAUUUCUUAUUUACAAUUUUCAUUUAUGUUAUAUAUAUAUAUAAGUAUAUAUUGUAUAUAUAUGCAACAUUUUAUAUUUUUCAUGGAUGCAUUUUUAUCAUUUCAAAAAAUGUGUAUUUCACAUUCUUGGACUAUUUUUUUUAGCUGUUAUUCAAUUAUGCAUUUUGUAUACUCACGUGGUAUUUAGUAAUAAAAUUCUACCUAUGUAUUACUU
Molecule: messenger RNA, 2076 nt
Organism: Lynx canadensis (Canada lynx)
Lineage: Eukaryota; Metazoa; Chordata; Mammalia; Carnivora; Felidae
Gene: GRHL3
Product: grainyhead like transcription factor 3
Exons: 12
Coding region: 1-1248 (415 amino acids)
Biological process (GO): regulation of transcription by RNA polymerase II
Cellular component (GO): nucleus
Molecular function (GO): RNA polymerase II cis-regulatory region sequence-specific DNA binding; DNA-binding transcription activator activity, RNA polymerase II-specific
Source: RefSeq, a predicted model, not a curated record